GCUGAAACUAGGUCAUUAUUCAUGGCUGUUUUCAGAUGGAAACCUUAAAUUUGAGCAGCGAGACCCGCUCUGAAGCAUGCAGUUCCUCAACGCCCCAUGGACAUUUCUUCCUUUUCCAUCCAGCCUGCCAGCCUCCGGAGCGCAGCGGUGCAGCAGGGGUCCAGGCUGCCCGCCGGAGCCGCUCUCAGCUCCGCCCGCUUCCUGUCUCCGUCCGCAGACGCGUUUUAGCGCAUUAAACCCGGCGGCACAAACAGGAGGAGUGGAAGCAGUGGGAGGGCUCUCUGCUGUGUUGUUGUGAUUUUUUCUCCCCUAUCCUCUCCUUGUGGGUGGAAAACACUGGUGAGGAGCCACGCCGCCCACUAAACAAGCCCAAACGCGCACCAACUGGUUCCCAACCCGGAGCGGAGCCCCGACACACGGCCGGCUGGACGGACCAGAGGACGAUGGAACAUUUCGCCAACUGAAGGACAACAGUGAAGUUGAAGACGAUUGCAAAACAUCCCAACCUGCUCUGCAUUGAAACCCGGGCUACCGGCUGCUGGAUGCACCUUUCCAACAUGGAGACUCUUUCCCAGGACUCCAUUCUGGAAUGCCAGAUCUGCUUUAACUACUACAGCCCCCGGCGGCGGCCCAAACUCCUGGACUGCAGGCACACCUGCUGCUCCGUGUGCCUGACCCAGAUGCGCAGCACCCAGAAGGAGAUCCGCUGCCCUUGGUGCCGCGGCGUCACCAAGCUUCCCCCCGGCCUGUCCGUCUCCCAGCUGCCAGACGACCCGGACAUCAUCACCGUCAUCGCUAUACCUCACGCCUCGGAGCACACGCCUGUCUUCAUCCGCCUCCCUAGCAAUGGUUGCUACAUGCUGCCGUUGCCGGUCACCAAGGAGCGGGCGCUCGGCCUGCCUGGAGACCUGGGUUGCCGCUUUCUUCCUGGCAGCCAGCAGAAGGGCAUGACGGUGGUGACGGUGCCCGAACAGCAGCCUCUGGGCCUGGCGAUGGGCCUGGAGGGCGUCGGGCUGGACGGCAGCGAAGGCGAGAGGAGAGUUCCCGGCCCUGUUGGAGGAGGAAAGGGUUCCACAUGGUCCGGCGUUUGCACGGUUAUUUUAGUGGCGUGUGUGCUGCUGUUCCUGUUGGGAAUCGUGCUGCACAACAUGUCCUGCAUCUCCAAACGCUUCACUGUUAUCUCCUGCGGCUGAGGGAGGUCGAUUGGACCUCCUGCGGACCUCUGCCCCCUCCUCAGUGGCCCAGAUUCUUCUGAGGAGAGGAGACUUAGCUUAACAUCACAGGAAAACCAGGCAACGGCGGUUUUCCCGAUGAGGGAA
Molecule: messenger RNA, 1319 nt
Organism: Poecilia latipinna (sailfin molly)
Lineage: Eukaryota; Metazoa; Chordata; Actinopteri; Cyprinodontiformes; Poeciliidae
Product: E3 ubiquitin-protein ligase RNF152-like
Exons: 2
Coding region: 543-1193 (216 amino acids)
Biological process (GO): positive regulation of autophagy; negative regulation of TORC1 signaling; protein polyubiquitination
Cellular component (GO): lysosome
Molecular function (GO): ubiquitin protein ligase activity
Source: RefSeq, a predicted model, not a curated record